AUGGCAAAGUGUGCUACCGUGCUACCACUGCGACUGAGAAAAUGGCAGUGUGGCAGAGAGGAUGACGACACUGGCGCAGACAGGUGCGCGGCCCCUCCCUACCCUCCCAACCCCGGCCCCCACCGCCCGCCGGCCCCACACGCUGCGGUGCCAGAAGUGUACGGGGCGGGGAGGGUGGUCGCCCGACGGGGGGCGGUGGAGGGCCGGCGUGGCCCCGCCCCUGAGGCCGGGACUCCUCCCGGCCCCGCCCCUUUCUGGGUCGGAACUACGGUGGGCCUGGGAGGGGGCGUCGAGCCCAUUCGUGCCGUAUCCCUCCGCCCCCUUCCCGACACCCUCGCCGCGAGCUGUUGGUGCCGCAGCCUUCGCGGCCCCUGCCCGGUUUGGCGCAGCCGCGCGGGGGGCGGGACGCCUCUUUGCCGUUCUGCCCGCACGGCGAGCGGUGGGAAUCCGAGUGAGGAGCUGCGACAGGAGGGGGAGGCCGACCAUCGGGACCCUGCGCCUGCGAAGGUCUGCUUUAAGGCUGGUUACUUUUGCAAAAAAGGAAAGAAGGAAAAGACUGCCUUAAAUCUCUGGAGAGUUGCACACUGCUGCAGAACCCGUUGCUCAUUUCCUGCAGGAGUAUUAGGACUAUUGGGGAUGGCCUGCUGUUUGCUUAAGGCUUAAUACCACUGGAACAAAGCAAGGAGAGGAAAAUUGCACGACAACAGUGCAGAUUGAUCUCCAGUGGCAUCUCUGGUGGUGGUGGAAUUGCUGCUAACCACCACCCUCAACAGGUGUGCACCCACCCUGGAACCAUCCAUC
Balaenoptera ricei (Rice's whale) is the source of this 801-nucleotide messenger RNA. RefSeq lists its product as uncharacterized. The transcript has 6 exons. Bases 1 to 663 code for a protein of 220 amino acids. The record is from RefSeq and is a predicted model, not a curated record. Lineage: Eukaryota; Metazoa; Chordata; Mammalia; Artiodactyla; Balaenopteridae.